UUCGGCCGUCGUCGGGACCACCGUACCAGUCUGCCUCGAUCGGCAGCAUUAGUAAUUAGCGAGCAUGGCGACCACACAGUGAUACGAUUUUUUUUUAUAUAAAAAAACAAAAAAAAUAGAAAACAAAAAAAAAAAAACAAAACAAACACAACACCACAUCGACGAUAACGUCUCAACGCGUUAUUUGUAACACAUCGUUCCGUGCGCCCUCGACGCGUCAUCAAAGGGCAUUUGGAUUCAUUUUAAAUGUUUCUGUACAAGAUAGAAUCCAAUAAUCGGACUGAUGUGCAGCCUAGGGUUCAAAACACGCAAUAGUCCAUCGCAGAAAACGUCAUUGCGUUGGGGCGAUUGUUGUUCGCUACAAUUCUGAGCUUAUAUCAGAACAAAAGAGAGCAGUAAAAUCGGUAUCAAAGAAAAAUCAAUACAGUGAACCGAGUUUACGUUUCGUGAAAGUUACCUAAAAACCUGUUAACAAAAAGUGUUUCAAUAUACAUAUCCUAUAUUUGUUUAAAUUUUGUUGAAUACAUUUUUAUCGAAAUUUUUUUGCUGUGAAAAAUAAAAAUCGGAAUAAAACCAAUACGACGUUCUGUUACUGAGAAUGUGUGAUAACGCGCGAGUAGUAAAUCUGUACUGAGUUCCAGCGUAGAUCGAAAAGAAAAAAAAAGAGAACCGAUCGUCGAGGGAAAACGAAUUUUAUCAGAAGGACUUGAGACACAGAACACUUAGUCCGACAAACAUUGCCCAAAAUGAACGUCGUUGGCGUCAUAUCCAUAGUGUUCUUCUACUGCUUGAUCCUGGCGGUCGGGCUAUGGGCCGGGAAAAAGAAGCAUACUGGGAACUCCGAGGAAGAGGUCAUGUUGGCUGGCAGGAACAUUGGACUAUUCGUCGGCAUAUUCACCAUGACGGCGACUUGGGUCGGCGGAGGAUAUAUUAACGGGACAGCCGAGGCGAUUUUCACGUCAGGUUUGCUGUGGUGCCAGGCUCCGUUUGGAUACGCAUUGAGCUUGGUCUUCGGUGGAAUAUUUUUUGCCGACCCGAUGCGUAGACAAGGGUACGUUACUAUGUUGGAUCCACUUCAGGAUUGUUUCGGCGAACGUAUGGGUGGAUUGUUGUUUUUGCCCGCCCUUUGCGGCGAAGUGUUCUGGUCCGCCGGGAUAUUGUCUGCACUGGGCGCCACGUUAAGCGUAAUCAUCGAACUGGACCAGGCCACCAGUGUCAUCUUGAGUUGCUGCAUUGCCGUGUUCUACACGAUUUUCGGCGGACUGGCUAGUGUCGCUUACACGGACGUCAUACAACUGUUCGCCAUAUUCAUCGGACUGUGGUUAAGCGUUCCAUUCGCAUGGUACAAUAAGAAAGUGGACUUCAACAAGCCCGGUUUAGACCUGGUAGGUGAGAUCAAAGGGAAAGACUUCCUCAGCUACAUUGACUACGCGUUGUUGUUGGUGUUCGGUGGAAUCCCAUGGCAAGUGUACUUCCAGCGAGUGUUGUCUAGUAAAUCGGCAUCUCAAGCUCAAAUACUAUCAUACGUCGCGGCUUUCGGAUGCUUUAUCAUGGCAAUACCGCCGGUUAUCAUCGGAAUGGUAGCCAGAGCUACAGAUUGGAAUCAGACAAAGUACGACGGACCUUGGCCGAUGACCCCGAAGGAAACCAGCAUGGUGCUGCCUAUGGUCAUGCAGUAUCUCACCCCUGACUGGGUGGCAUUUUUUGCGUUGGGCGCGAUCUCCGCAGCUAUCAUGUCUUCGGCCGACUCCAGCGUCUUGUCCGCCAGUUCCAUGUUCGCCCGGAACAUCUACCGGAUGCUGUUGCGGCAAAGCGCUUCGGAAAUGGAAAUCGUGUGGGUCAUGCGGUUGUCCAUCGUGGUCGUUGCGUUCUCGGCUACAACCAUGGCCAUUACUAUCCCGUCCAUUUACGGUCUGUGGUCUAUGUGCUCUGACCUAGUAUACGUUAUCCUGUUCCCGCAGCUAAUUAUGGUAGUGCACUUCAAACACCAUUGCAAUACGUAUGGCUCGCUGGCCGCUUACAUAGUCGCGUUUUACAUACGAAUGGCCGGCGGAGAACCACUGCUGGGCCUGAAGCCAAUGAUACAUUUCCCCGGGUGGGACGGUGAAAAACAGUUGUUCCCGUUCCGGACCACCGCCAUGCUCUGUUCACUGUUCACAUUGGUCUUCGUCUCGUGGUUCACAAAAUGGUUAUUCCACAACGGUAUGCUGGCACCACAUUACGAUUGGUUCCAUUGCGUGGUAAACAUACCAGAAGACGCAGUGCGCGUCGGCGAGCCUAUCGAAGGAGAACAGAUGACCACAUUGACUUCGGGUCCCAAGGGAGCGCAGUACGGCGCGGCGGUCACCACCGGUCUGGUGGGCAAAGAUGAACGCAACGGCAGAAUAAACCCUGCGUUGGACAUAAACGACGACGAGCCGAGUGCCACCACGGCUCUACAGAGAAAAGCCAGCGUCGUGGGAAAGGUGUACAAACAGGGAUACGAACAGACCACCGGGUUUUGAAUAACAUAUCGAUCAGAUCUCAUAAGUGACGCUACGCCAUCUCAACCCCCAUUGGUAGGAUUAUGAGUAGUCGCCCUCUAAAAAAAAUCAUAUCAUUAUUAUAUAUGUAUAUAUAUAAUAUUAUUAUUACUAUUAUUAUUGAUUACGGAAACAAUGAUAAAUCAGAGAUAAAAUACAACCAUUUAUGGUAUAAUAUUAUCAUUAUACCGUUCCCUCUCGUACGUCUUGUACCCACCACUCCUCUUGUUUUUUUUCUAGCGAAAUUCUAUGGACACGACAACACUUAUACGUUUCUCACACGUUUUGUGUUGUUUGACUGUUAUUUAUAUGAUAUUUAUUAGAGUAUUAGAAUGAAUGAAAAAUAAAUUCAGUAUUAGAAAACACUUUACCUGUCACACGUUUGAGUAUUAUAUUAUGUAUAUUAUACUAUACAACCUAUAUCAGUGUUGAUUCUUCCAAAGAAAAAAAAUAAAUAAUAA
Messenger RNA from Sipha flava (yellow sugarcane aphid), 2983 nucleotides. It is a transcript of the gene ChT, whose product is annotated as high-affinity choline transporter 1. Gene Ontology annotation, molecular function: choline:sodium symporter activity. Gene Ontology annotation, cellular component: plasma membrane. Gene Ontology annotation, biological process: acetylcholine biosynthetic process; transmembrane transport; choline transport. The coding region runs from base 747 to 2504 and encodes 585 amino acids. The record is from RefSeq and is a predicted model, not a curated record. The transcript is spliced from 11 exons. NCBI's taxonomy places the organism in Eukaryota, Metazoa, Arthropoda, Insecta, Hemiptera, Aphididae.